UGUUCCUUUAUUCAGCUUCCCCGCCCUCUCCGUCGGACAAGCCAACGAUUUCAAAGAUCACUCACAACCCUCACUCUUUUGACUUUCGAGUUCUCUCUCUCCGAUAGAAUCCCCCUAAUUUUUCAAUUUUAAAGGAUGCUUGCUAUAGACCCAGAAAAAAAGUUAUCUUUUACCCGUCGCAUUAGUGAUGGAGAUUUGGUCAUUAUCUAUGAGAGGCAUGACAGCAUGAAAGCUGUCAGAGUAUGCGACGGUUCAGUACUCCAAAACCGAUUUGGUGUGUUUAAACAUUCAGAUUGGAUUGGGAAGCCUUUUGGGACAAAGGUUUUCAGUAACAAGGGUGGAUUCAUUUACUUGCUUGCUCCAACUCCCGAGUUGUGGACUUUGGUUCUUAGCCACAGAACCCAGAUCCUUUAUAUUGCUGAUAUUAGCUUUGUGAUCAUGUAUUUGGAAAUUGUUCCGGGUUGUGUGGUUCUUGAAUCGGGAACCGGAAGCGGGUCUUUAACUACUUCACUUGCAAGGGCAGUUGCUCCCAAAGGGCAUGUUUAUACGUUCGAUUUUCAUGAACAAAGAGCGGCUUCGGCUAGGGGGGAUUUGGAGAAGACGGGAUUAAGCAGCUUGGUCACUGUCGGAGUCAGAGACAUUCAGGGUGAAGGGUUUCCUGAUGAAUUUGCCGGGAUGGUGGAUUCCGUCUUCCUGGACCUACCUCAACCCUGGCUGGCUAUUCCUUCAGCAGGUAAAAUGUUGAAAGACGAUGGGAUUUUGUGUUCCUUCUCUCCAUGUAUCGAGCAAGUUCAACGAGCAUGCGAAACUCUCAGAUCAAAUUUUACAGAUAUAAGGACAUUUGAGAUACUCCUCCGCGCGUAUGAAGUUCGAGAAGGAACAAUGGAAGGCUGCAAGGGCGAUGAUGGUGUUUCUAUUGGGGCUCUUCCACGCAAGAGGCGACAGCGAUCAAGUGAAGGAAGCAACGUGCAGGAAUUUCAAAGGUCUUCUAUAGCAAUGGCCAGGCCAUGUGCUGAGGCUAAAGGUCACACUGGCUAUUUGACGUUUGCCAGACUCAAAUGCUCAUAGAUUAUUUAGCUCCUCUUCCAUUUAAGUAGGAGGUUAUAAGAUUCAUUUUCUUGUAAAAUAACUUUUGACCACUCCAAGAUUUUGAUCUUCUUGGUAGCAAUUUUGAUUAGUAAUUAUCGGGCACUUUGAAUUUCACAAAUUAUUUAUUGAAAAGAAAGAGAAUGUAACACAGAGAGGAUUUGAUGGUCACCAUAUUUGUUGUCUGCGAGUAUAAUCAGUGAA
This is a messenger RNA of Morus notabilis, 1290 nucleotides long. Its product is annotated as tRNA (adenine(58)-N(1))-methyltransferase catalytic subunit TRMT61A. Gene Ontology annotation, biological process: tRNA methylation. Gene Ontology annotation, cellular component: tRNA (m1A) methyltransferase complex; nucleus. The transcript is spliced from 4 exons. The record is from RefSeq and is a predicted model, not a curated record. Lineage: Eukaryota; Viridiplantae; Streptophyta; Magnoliopsida; Rosales; Moraceae. Bases 136 to 1068 code for a protein of 310 amino acids.